AUGGAACCUUUUUCAUUCUAUAACAAUGUUGAACUCUUCUCUAUUGAGUUAAUUUUGAUAGAUGAACAGGGUACCAAGAUACAAGCAAAUGUAUUAAAAAAAUACAUCUACCGAUUCAAAAACAUUUUAAAAGAUGGCUUGGCAUUUUACAUAAAAUGUCCAAGCUUUGCAUCACAAAAGAAGGGUGCUUUUAGGUUAACUCAAGAGGAACAUAAACUUAGUUUUCUUAAUAACACUGUUGUUACUGAGUGUCAUGACUUUUCUGGAACUACAUUUGGUUUUGAGUUUAAGAAUAUGGAUGCUACAUAUGCUAGAGAAAGAAGAAGAAAGAGAAAGUUAUACUUGGAUAAUAAAAAAUCUAAGAAUAACUAUACCGCGGAAUCGUCUCAACGUAUAUCUAUUGCACAUGCUACUCAUUUUAGACAAUACGGUUCAAUUAACACUACAACUUCUACAAACGCUAAAGAGAGGAGAAAAAUUAGAAAGUUAUAUUUGGAUAAUAAAAAAUCCAAAGUAAAUUCUAACACAUCUACCCAUCAAAAAUCACCUAUUACACAUGUUUCUUACAUAUCAAAUAACGGAAAUUAUAUUUUUCAUAAUAACAUUCAAACACCGCUAUCUAUUAACAAUGAUAAUCCAUUGUUUGGUAUCGGCAUGACAUCUACCGGUCAUUCAACCAUCACUCCAAAAUCUUCAUCAAUCAAGUUACCAAAAGGAAAACAUCAAUUAAAAAGGAAGACUACACACAUAUCUGCUAUACCUAUGAUUGACUUGACAUUAGAUGAAGAAAUUAAUGAUGACCAUAUUAUUGAAGAUGUUUUUCGCGAUUACUUGGAUCAUGGAGACCAGAUUGUCAUAUGUCAAAUUUGUCAUGCAAAACUAUGGAAAGAUGAAUCGCUUAGAGGCAAAAAAAACGGGAAUACAUCUUAUUCGUUAUGUUGUGGUUACGGCAAAGUUGAACUACCACCUUUAAAAGAAGCACCGUCAUCUUACAAAAAUCUUUACCGCUCCAUAGAUUCUAAAAGCAAACACUUCAUGAAGAACAUUCGACGUUACAAUUCAAUGUUUUCAUUUACAUCCAUGGGAGGAAAAGUUGAUUCAUCCAUCAACACGGGCAACGCACCAUACAUAUUUAGACUUAGUGGUAAAAAUUAUCAUAGUAUGGGAAGUCUUCUACCGACAGGUGGAUCUAGACCAAAAUUCUAUCAGUUAUACAUAUAUGAUACGGAGAACGAGAUUUCAAAUAGAUCAACAAGUAUUAGUGGACCAAAGAGCGGUUCUACAUCAAGUUCAAUAUCAUAUGAUCUCCAGAUUAUAGAAUUUUUGAAGGUUAUGUUAGAUUCAAACAAUGCGUUGGUUAAGUCUUAUAGGAUGGUAAGAGACAGUCUUCACGAAAAUCCAGGUGCUAAUUUGAAGUUAAGAUUAAUCGGAAAAAGAGAACAAGAUGGAAGGACGUAUAACUUACCAACUUCUUUUGAGGUAGCAGCUUUAAUUGUUGGUGACAUUUGUGAUUCAAUUGAAAAAAGGGACAUCAUUGUUGAAACCGCAUUUGGAUUACUAAAACGUAUCAGUGAAUUACAUCCUUCUUACCUUGCUCUUCAGUAUCCAUUACUAUUUCCAUAUGGAGAUGAUGGUUAUAGAGUUGACAUCCUUCAUAGAGGUAUAACAGUUUCAAGUAACAGCAAACGCCCGAUAUGUACAAUGAGAGAAUUUUUUGCUUACAGAAUUCAAGAUAAAGAUCAAUCGUUCUCACUACUUCUUAAUGCUAAAAGAUGCGAGUCUUAUGAGAAUCUGCGUAAUCACCAAGCAUGUGGGAGUACAGAUAUUUCAAACGUUGGGCAACGUGUGAUCUUACCUUCUUCGUUUACCGGUGGUGCACGUUAUAUGAUGCAAAACUAUUUGGAUGCCAUGUCACUAUGUAAGUGGUAUGGAUAUCCUGAUUUUUUCAUAACCUUUACGUGUAAUCCAAAAUGGCCAGAAGUUCAAAGGUUUCUUAAGGACACUCCACUUCAUCCAGAAGAUAGACCAAAUAUAUUAUGUAGGUUAUUUAAGAUUAAGUUGGAUGCAUUUAUUAAAGAUUUAAGGCAAAAUGAAAUUUUUGGCAAGGUUCAAGCAGUGGUUUACACAAUUGAAUUUCAAAAAAGAGGUCUGUCGCAUAGUCAUAUAUGUCUAUUUAUGCAUUAUGACUACAAGCUUCCUACAGUUGAAUAUAUCAAUCCAAUUAUUUCUGCUGAGAUUCCAAAUAUUGAUGAAGAUCGAGAAUUAUAUUCACUUGUCAGGGAGUUCAUGAUUCACGGCCCAUGUGGAGCUGAAAAUUUGAAUUGCCCAUGCAUGGUGGACAGAAAGUGUUCUAAAAACUUUCCAAAGCAAUUCUGUAAUCAUACUUCACUUGAUUCAGAUGGUUUUCCUUUAUAUAGGAGAAGAAAUGAUGGAAAUUUUGUUGAAAAAUCUGGUGUUCAUUUAGAUAACAGAAAUGUUGUUCCAUACAACAAAUAUCUGUUGAAAAGAUAUCAGGCACACAUUAAUGUUGAAUGGUGCAAUCAAGGAUCUUCUAUAAAAUAUUUAUUUAAAUAUAUAAACAAGGGUCCUGAUAGAGCGACUAUUGCUAUGGUGCACAACAAUAAUGAUUCUGAUAACAACGAUGCAGUCAAUGAAAUCAAAGAAUACUAUGAUUGUAGAUAUAUAUCUGCAUGUGAAGCAUCAUGGCGUAUUUUUACCUAUGAUGUUCAUUAUAGGUAUCCUGCUGUGAUUAGACUGCCUUUUCAUUUGCCUGGUCAACAACAAGUCAUGUAUGAGGCAGACGAUGAUAUUGAAGAUGUUCUUGACCGUCCUUCAAAUGCUUCUUCAAUGUUUAUAUCUUGGAUGAAUCCAAGGGAAGUUGGACGUUCUAUUGGUAGAAUUCACUCGGUUUCUCCUAAACUUGGCGAAGCAUAUUUUUUAAGAAUUCUUUUAAAUAAAGUGAAAGGUCCAAAAUCAUUCGAAGAAAUUUGCACGGUCAAUGGUGAAAUAUGUUCUUCUUUUAAAGAUGCAUGCUAUAAUUUAGGCAUUUUGGAUGAUGACAAAGAAUACAUCGAAGCAAUUAAAGAAACAAGUCUUUCUGGAUCUGGUUUUUAUUUACGUUUCUUAUUUGCUACGAUGUUAUUGUCCACCAGUUUGUGUAAGCCAGAGAUUGUGUGGGAAAACACGUGGGAAUACCUCUCAGAUGGAAUUCUUUAUACUCAACAAAAGAGAUUAAACUCUCCAGGUUUAUCACUAAACGAAGAUCAAAUUAAAAACUUGACUUUGUUUGAGAUAGAACAAAUUUUACUUCGAAACAAUUCCAGUCUCAAGAACUAUAGAAGGAUGCCUUACCCUGAUCUUGAUUCGGUUUCAUCUUCAAACAAUCGUUUGAUAGCCGAAGAGCUAGAUUAUGACAUACCAAAUUUGAAAAAUGACUUUGAUCGGUUCUUUGUUUCAUUAACCGAUGAGCAACGCAACAUUUUUCAAGAUAUCAUGGCUAAGGUUAAAAAUAAUAAGGGAGGUGUAUUCUUUAUUUAUGGUUACGGUGGAACGGGUAAGACAUUUCUUUGGAAGACAAUAUCUGCAGCAAUUAGAUCCCAAGGUGAGAUUGUUUUAAAUGUUGCUUCAAGUGGGAUCGCUUCAUUAUUAUUGACUGGAGGCAGGACGGCACACUCUCGGUUUAUAAUUCCCAUCAAUCUUACCGAGGAUUCUUUUUGUAAAAUAAAUCCAAAGAGUGAUCUUGCAAUUUUAAUAAGAAAAGCCUCAUUGAUCAUUUGGGAUGAAGCGCCUAUGGUACACAAGCAUGCAUUUGAAGCUUUAGAUCGAACUUUGAAGGAUAUAUUAAAAUUUGUCGAUCCUACAAACUCAAGUAUUCCAUUUGGAGGUAAAGUGGUUGUUUUUGGAGGUGAUUUCAGACAAAUUUUACUUGUUGUUCCGGGUGGCAGUAGACAAAACAUUGUUAAUGCUUCUUUAAGUUCUUCAUAUUUAUGGCAACAAUGCAAAGUCCAUAAAUUAACAAAAAACAUGAGGUUAACUGUUGGAAGCGAUCCAUUUGUUGUUAAUCGAAUAAAGGGUUUUUCAAACUGGCUUUUGGACAUAGGAGAAGGUAAUCUUAGUGGUCCAAAUGAUGGUGAAGCAAUUGUUGAUAUUCCAGAAGAUAUUCUCAUUAAUGAUCUAUGUGAUCCGAUUGGAGAGCAAAAAGAAUAUUUAAGCUCAGAUAAGCUUUGCCAAUCUGAGUUUGUUCAUGAUCAGUUUGAUGCAAGUUUAUACUCACCUGAUGUUUUAAAUGGUCUUAAAGUCUCAGGUCUGCCAAACCAUAAUCUCAUUUUAAAAGUCGGUGUUCCAGUUAUGUUAUUGAGAAACAUUGAUCAGAAAAAUGGCUUAUGCAAUGGCACUAGACUACAGAUAAAAUCUUUGGGCAAGCGUGUUAUCGAGGCAGUUAUCAUAUCUGGAAGUAAUAUUGGAAACCGGACAUUUAUUCCAAGAAUGUCUUUAACUCCUUCUGAAAACAAGAUCCCGUUCAAAUUCCAAAAAAGACAAUUUCCAUUGGUUGUAUGUUUUGCAAUGACAAUUAACAAGAGCAUGACUUUACAGAAUGUUGGUUUGUUUCUCAAGUAA
Molecule: messenger RNA, 4617 nt
Organism: Lactuca sativa (garden lettuce)
Lineage: Eukaryota; Viridiplantae; Streptophyta; Magnoliopsida; Asterales; Asteraceae
Biological process (GO): telomere maintenance; DNA repair
Molecular function (GO): DNA helicase activity
Source: RefSeq, a predicted model, not a curated record